UGGCUGUGGGCCGGGCCAGCAGGUGUCGGCGGCUGCGGCCAGCCUGGCCUGGGCUGCCUGCGGCGCGGGCGCCUCCCUCUCAGCCUGUGCCGCCGCCGCCGCGGCUCUCCAGCCUCCUGCCGGCUGCCGGGCUACUGCUGCGGCUGCGGUUCUGGAGGCCGAGUCCCCGCCGCGCUGCAGCCGAGCUCCAGCGCGCAGACCGACCGGUGCGUCUGCUUCCCUGCCGGCAGCCUUCUAAUCCGCGCGCAGCGCUGCGGCAGGUGCCCUGGGCGUCCAGAGGCGCAGCGGCUUGAGCCGGGCCGCGAUCGAUGACCCUGGCUGCAGACCUCUUUCAGGCUGGCCACCCGGUGUCUAUCUUUUAUCAUCUGUGUUGAAUAUUAAAUCAUGGGGAGGAAGCUGGACCUGUCUGGUUUGACCGAUGAUGAAACAGAACAUGUUCUUCAGGUGGUUCAAAGAGACUUCAAUCUUCGCAAAAAGGAAGAAGAACGACUAAGUGAGCUGAAGCAGAAGCUGGAAGAGGAGGGCAGCAAGUGCAGCAUCCUCUCGAAGCACCAGCGGUUCGUGGAGCACUGCUGCAUGCGCUGCUGCUCGCCCUUCACUUUCCUGGUCAACACCAAGCGCCAGUGCAGGGACUGCAAGUUCAACGUCUGUAAGAGCUGCUGCUCCUACGAGAAGCACGAGAAGGCCUGGGUCUGCUGCGUCUGCCAGCAAGCAAGGCUUCUGAGGACCCAGUCUCUGGAAUGGUUUUAUAAUAAUGUGAAGAGCCGCUUCAAGCGCUUUGGCAGUGCCAAGGUCCUUAAGAACCUGUACAGGAAACACCGGCUGGAGAGUGGAGCAUGCUUCGACAUUCUAGGAGGAAGCUUUCUUGAGUCAAACCUGGAGAAUGAAGGAAGCAUUUCUGGCAGUGAUUCAACAUUUUAUAGACAAUCAGAAGGACAUAGUGUGAUGGAUACCUUGGCGGUGGCCCUGCGGGUGGCUGAAGAAGCCAUCGAAGAAGCAAUUUCCAAAGCAGAAGCCUAUGGGGACAGCCUGGACAAGCAGAAUGAGGCCAGUUACCUGCGGGACCACAAGGAAGAGCUAACUGAAGAGCUGGCCACAGCCAUCUUGCAGAAGAUCAUAAGAAAACAGAAGAGCAAAAGCGAGCUGCAAACGGAAGAAGAGCCAGAGUGGCCACAGCCCCAGAGCUGCAGCGUGAAGGCAGCAGAUGAGGGCACCACAGUCCCCCCAGGAGGCUGCAGGGCUUCCGCCACCCUUUGGCGGUCCCAGUCUGCGUUCUCAAUCACUGGGGAAGAUGCCCUGAAGAAUUCAUCACUGGGGGCGGUGUCAAGGCCACCAAGGGACCAGGGCCACCACCCAAGAGAGGAGUCUGCUCUGCCUAGCUGGAAGAGCAUGGACAGGCUGGACAAAACAAACCUGGCCCCGGUUUUGCAGAGCCCAGAUGGAAACUGGGUGGCCCUGAAGGAUGGCACUCUGCCCCCCACACGCCUGUUUGCCAAACCCAAGAGUGGGACAUUCCAGGCCCUGGAAGUGGCCUCCAGUGUGGCAUCCGCCUAUGAUGAGAUGGGCUCUGACAGCGAAGAGGACUUUGACUGGAGUGAGGCCUUGAGCAAGCUGUGCCCGCAGUCAGAGGGCCUACCCAGGAACCCCCAGCCUCAGCCCAUGCAGGCCCAGAGCUCUGAGCAAGGCCUCUUAGCUGCCUCCUCCUCCUCUGGGCUCUCCCCCAACCCUGAGGCCAUGUGCUCUGACUCAGAGACCUCCUCAGCGGGCUCUCCCCGGGAAGCUGGGUGCCGGGCUAGACUGUCCUGGUUGCAGAGGAAGGGCCCCAGGACUCCUGCAGCUGAGAAGAUGCACAUACAGGGGGAGCUGGAUGUGAACUUCAACCCCCAGGUGGCCAGCAGGGAGACCUCAGACAGCAGCGAGCCAGAGGAGGUCCUCCACGCUGGAGACCGAAGGGCCAGGAGAUGGAGAAGGGCCCGAGCGGGAUCAGAGGAGCCAAGCAAGGAACCAUCUUCCCCCAGCUCUCAUCCCCAGGACCUGGACACACAUCAGGUGUCAGGUGAUUUAUCCAAGGCUGACAUCAUCAAGGAGGCUCAGCACCCCCGGACUCCCACGGACACUACAGAGGAGAAACUGAGAAACAGAUUGUACGAGUUAGCAAUGAAAAUGAGUGAAAAGGAGACUUCAUCAGGGGAGGAUCAGGAGUCCGAAACCAAGACAGAAUCAGAGAACCAGAAGGAAAGUCUGUCCUCUGAAGACAACAGCCACAGUGUCCAGGAAGAGCUGAAGAAGGAAAACAGAGAAGCUUUAGCUGUCCACCUAGAGCUACAGCUCUUAUCCACAGCGCUUGAACAGAAGUAUUCUGCUGUUUCUCUCUGCAACAUCUCCACAGAAGUCCUGAAAGUCAUCAACGCCACAGAGGAGUUGAUAGCAGAGUCUACAGGGCCCUGGGAGUCCCCACCAGUCCCUCCUGACAGAAAGAAGGGGACAUUUCCUCUUGGGACCGACCAAGUGAGACUGGAUGAGCAGCUGACUUCCCUGGAAGAAAACGUGUACCUGGCGGCGGGCACUGUGUAUGGCCUGGAGAGCCAGCUGACUGAGCUGGAAGAUGCUGCCCGCUGCAUCCACAGUGGCACUGAUGAGACCCAACUGGCAGAUCUGGAGGACCAGGUGGCCACAGCUGCAGCCCAGGUCCACCAUGCUGAACUCCAGAUUUCUGAUAUCGAGAGCCGGAUUUCAGCCCUGACCAUCGCAGGAUUAAACAUAGCACCAUGUGUGCGCCUCACAAGAAAACGGGAUCAGAAGCAAAGGAACCAGGUACAAACCAUAGACACAUCCAGGCAGCAGAGGAGGAAAUUGCCUGCUCCACCAGUGACAGCUGAAAAAAUUGAGACAUCUUCAGUGACCACCAUUAAAACAUUUAACCGCAACUUCAUUCUCCAAGGCUCCUCAAUCAACAGGCCUAAAGAAAGGAAAAGCACCACCAAGGAUUUGACGGAGCCUGCUCUGGAGUCAGCUGUGAUGUAUUAAUGCUGUGACCUACUGCCAGUGACCCACUGCCUCGGUCGUACACGACAGUGCCUUGACCCAACAGCCAUUGACUACUGUAUGGAUUUCCAACUGAGGAGAAGGCCUAGGGAGGCCACAGUGCACCAUCACACCAUCACACAGGGUUGUCCUGAUACCUCACCAGAAAGCUGUCUCAGACUUCAGCAUUGAGGUCUUGCCCACUCUCGCCUUAGGCUCCCAGGGGAAUCCAAGACAGAAAACCAAGAAACAACAGAGCUCCAUGUUCAAAACAUGCAUCUUUUCCCUGUUCGCUUUGCUAUUGUGUGUUGACUUUAAGAUCUUUGGUUUUCUUAUUCCUUUGAUUCAGUUAGAAUUCCAUGUCAAUAAUUUGUCCAAGGGAAAAUUGUUGGGGGGUGGUAGAGAGAUAGGAAUUAUUAUUUAAUUAAUCAUCAGUGCUUAUUAAUGUCUCACAAGCAUCUCUGUCUUACAAAUGCUGAGGGAAAAACCAGCCCCUGCAGUCAGCACGAGGGACAGUCUAGUUUGGGGACUGCUCCCCAUCAAGGCUACAGGUCUCCCUUCAGCCACCUCCUUCCUGCUAAGCCUUAGCUCACCAUGCUACCAGCCAUUCCCAUUGCUUUAUAGUCCCCCGCCACUGGAUGGAAAGCUCUGACUCACCCAUGCCACUCCUGGGUCUAUAUGAAACAAUGUCUCAUUAAGAAUUUAGGGUUCUUCAUGGGCUUCAUGAGUUUUCCCACUCUUAAAGGUAGAGGGACUUGAAAAAGACUACCAUUGGUUCAACUUUAAGGCACUGUCCAAAUCAAAAUGAUGCAGUUUAGCAAGAUCGCAUCUAAAAACGGAUUAUUUAAGAAUAUAACCACAUGAAAACAUUUUUGUCCUCCAAAAUUUAUUUCCCAAUAAAUAUUCAGCAAAGUAACAAAAUGACCUUAAAGAUAAAAAUGGUUAGGGAAUGGGCUUAGAAAAUUUAUAGGCCUAAGAAAAGCAAGGACAAAUUGUGGAUAUGAGUUGAUAUUAACUCCACAUUUGUGGUCUAUUUUGACCUGUCUCAAAGGCAUAAUGAUUUAGAGUGCACUUAUAAAAUCAAAUGAAAGUGAGAUUUUACUCUUCAGUUGGGCAUUAACAACCUUUUUAAAAAAUAUUUUCUCCUGAAUCUAAGGAAGAAAGCAAAAGAUGGGAGGUAAGAGAGUAGUAUGAUUAAUGUAUGUUAAGUGCCUGCUCUGAAGGAGGCAAUGUUCUUCUCAUUUUAAUCCUUAUAGCAGCCCUAUUCAGUAGCUAUUCUUUUUUUUUUUUUUUUUUAGAUUUGAUAACUAAGGGCCAGAGAGAUUAAUUUGCCAAAGCCACAACUUUAAUCUACUUACAAUUGGAAUGCCUCACAAAAACCUGUGUUGCUUUCAACUUCUAUGUUCUUUUGCUACUAUGUGCAUUUCCAGACCUGAUUUGCUGCUAAUUCCUGUGCUUAUAAUCCAUUCCUGAUGGGGGUCUGCAUAUCUCCCAGUAAUACUCCUUGCUGAUGCCACAUUUGUGUUAUCUGACAGAAAUAACUCCUUUGAAAUAAGUCCUUGGCUUUUUGUUCUGUUGGUGUGAUUCAAAGCCAAACAAACAAAAACAAGUUUUUUAAAAACACAACAAAAAAAAAGGUCUGACUUCCAAAUAGAACGUUUUCUUUAAGAGGCAUGAAAAGCAACUAUUGUUGUGUUACAGUGUUAAAAAUAUUCAGUUUUCUUUGACAAAAACUUGUACUGUGUAAGCCUUGCAAAAACAAAAAAAAGAGCCUGCUCUGUGGCAUUUGAAUUUUUAUAAAUUUUCCCUUGUGCCAAAUAAGUGCAAAGAUUUAAUUUACUAUUAAAAACCAUAAGCAUAUGUUAUAGUUCCAGAAGAAUUAUUUUGUCAUCAAGUGAUUUUGAUCUUUAGUGUCAAUAUUUAUAUUUAGAUUAAUUUUUAUAAAUGAAGAUAUUUUAAUGGUUUAAGAAAAUGAGGACAAUAGGACAGUAUCUUUGAUGAUUUCUGAAAGUUAUGCUUCCCUUCACAUUAUAUGCACAUUGACAAGAAUUACUGUCAAGAGAAAUGAUAAAGAAGUAAAAGUCAUUUAUGGAAAUAAA
Messenger RNA from Nycticebus coucang (slow loris), 5123 nucleotides. RefSeq names its product myosin VIIA and Rab interacting protein (gene MYRIP). Gene Ontology annotation, cellular component: cortical actin cytoskeleton. Gene Ontology annotation, biological process: intracellular protein transport. Gene Ontology annotation, molecular function: small GTPase binding; actin binding; myosin binding. Bases 385 to 3027 code for a protein of 880 amino acids. NCBI's taxonomy places the organism in Eukaryota, Metazoa, Chordata, Mammalia, Primates, Lorisidae. The record is from RefSeq and is a predicted model, not a curated record. The transcript has 18 exons.